Melampsora larici-populina 98AG31 is the source of this 1337-nucleotide messenger RNA. RefSeq lists its product as uncharacterized. The transcript has 3 exons. Gene Ontology annotation, biological process: intracellular signal transduction; protein phosphorylation. Lineage: Eukaryota; Fungi; Basidiomycota; Pucciniomycetes; Pucciniales; Melampsoraceae. The coding region runs from base 94 to 945 and encodes 283 amino acids. Gene Ontology annotation, cellular component: cytoplasm. The record is from RefSeq and is a predicted model, not a curated record. Gene Ontology annotation, molecular function: ATP binding; protein serine/threonine kinase activity.
GUUUAUCAUAUCACUAGGACCUUGGGUGAAGGAAGUUUUUCGAAAGUUGUUGAAGCUAAACAUGGACCGAGUCAUCAACUUGUGGCCCUGAAAAUGAUCGCUAACGAUGCAGUUGACCGGAAUGAAAGAAUGAAGAGUUCGGUAGGAAGAGAGAUUGGUGUCUUACAGCAUAUUCGACAUCCAUUAUUGAUAGGAAUGAAAGCGGCUUUUGAAACGGUUGAUACGCUUCAUACAGUCUUGGUACUUGAACAUGUGGGAGGAGGCGAAUUGUUUGAUUUGGUGGGAAGAGCUCAUGCUUCCUUUACUGAUGAGUUUGUGGAAAGGAGUAUGGGUGAGUUGGUUGCUGCUAUUGGUUGGAUGCAUCAACUUGGACUUGUUCAUCGAGAUAUUAAACUUGAAAAUAUUAUACUUACUAGACCAUUAUUUGUGGAUGGAUCAAUUGAAUUACCACCAAAGUCUGAACCGAUGAUCAAACUGACUGAUUUUGGAUUAUCAAGGUUUAUAGACUUAGAAGGAAGUUUACUUAGCACUAGAUGUGGUUCAGAAGAAUACGCAGCACCUGAAUUGAUCCUUGGAAAAGCGUAUGAUGGUAGAAAAACAGAUGUUUGGGCAUUAGGUGUUGUAGGCUACGCUUUGGUGGUGGGAAGGUUACCGUUUGGGGGAAAUAGUAGGAGACAGAUGUUGGUGAAGAUUGCUAAGGGGUCUUAUGAAUGGCCAUCCGAAGAAGAAGGGGAGAAGGGGAAGAUGAAGGGUGGUGAUGGUAUUAAGAGUUUGGUGGAAAAGAUGUUGGUAAGAGAAGCUGAAAGGAGGAUACGAAUUGAAGAACUUGAAGGGUUUGAAGAGUUUAAAGAAAGAUGGAACCACAAGGGAUUGGGUAGAAGACCGAUUGAAGGAUCUGAAGCGGCUAGAUUCUUGGCUGGGGAAAUCUUACCGAUUGAAACUUAGAAAAAAUUUAUUGAAUCAUCUUUCAUUAAUUAAUUUUGGAGAAAGGUUGGUUUAUGGUUUGAGAAAAUCUGGAAAACUUUGAUACCUUUUUUUUUUUUUUUUUGAAAAACUUGGAUUUUUUUUCUUGGUUCUUUUCUUUCUUUGCUUGGUUCUUUACUUUGUUUGUUUGUUUGUUUGUAUGUUUUUUCUUUGGAAAUCGGUUUUGUUUGAUUAGUUAUCCUUUUCUUUGAGAUUGUGUAUAUAGUUUUUCUCUUUUGAUUAUCUUUUCCUUUUUUCUUUUUCUUUUUGAUCUUUUUUAUUUAAUCUUUUUUUUGAAAUCUUUAUGUUUUAGUAUGUUUUUUGAUUUUCUUUUCUUUUCGUGUUUGAAAGAAUUGAAAAUGAUUUUUUUCUUU